Molecule: messenger RNA, 2316 nt
Organism: Paramecium tetraurelia
Lineage: Eukaryota; Ciliophora; Oligohymenophorea; Peniculida; Parameciidae
Exons: 5
Molecular function (GO): protein binding
Source: RefSeq, a predicted model, not a curated record
AUGAAAAAUAGAGUUCCCCUAAGAGAAUAAAAGCCAUUUGCCCAUCUUUAAUAAAAAUAGGAUAUCAAAGAAGAGAAAGGACCUGCCAAUUUUGUUGUCCCAGUUUAAACAACAAAUAAAAGAAAAUCAAAUUUGCUCAAUAAUAAAGCAUUUGUAGCAGCAAUUAAAAAGGCUUGGCAAACUGGAAAUUUGGCCCUGGUGCAUUAUGAUUUAUAGGAUUUUCCUGAUGAGAUCAUUAAUAUUGACACCAUUAAUUUGGAAGGUGAAGAAUGGUGGUAGAAGUGUCCAUUAACAAAAUUGGAUUUAACAAAUAAUAAUAUUCAAGAUAUCCCUCUUUAUGACACAUUACAAGAAUUAUAAGUGUUAAGAUUGGGAAACAACAAAAUUGGCAGAUUUCAUUUUGAUUUGACAAAGCAAUUUUAAAAUUUGAAAUCAUUAACACUUCAAAACAAUCAAUUGGUAGAAUUCUCAUGUCGUCUUGAUUCAAUAGUCGAAUUAAAUUUAGCAGAUAAUAAACUAACUGGAAUUGACAACCUCUACUUCCCAAAUUUAGAGAUACUUGAUAUUACCAAUAAUUAAUUUGCACAACUUCCAUCAUACUUACCUCCAUUGAUCAAAAAGAUAUCUGCCAUCGGGAAUAAAAUACAAGCAAUCAAACAAUCAGAUUUAAUAGAAUGCAAGAAAUUAGAAGACCUUCAGUUGUCUAAAAAUCAAAUAGCAUUCAUAGAAGAAGGAGCAUUCUACAAUUUAAUCCAAUUAAGAGUAUUGGAUUUGAAAGAGAACAAACUUAAGUAUUUUACCCAGGAGUAGCUUGGCGAUAAUCAUGAGUGUUUAGAUUCAAUACAGUUAUCUUUUAAUUAAUUGGAUGUAUAUAAUUGCUAUGAAGGAAUCCAAAAUUUAUCAGUUCUUCUUCUCAAUAAUAAUAAAAUUAAAGAAUUGCAUAAAGAAAUCAUAAACUUAAAGAAUUUAAAGACUCUUGAUAUAUCAAAUAAUGAUUUGGGUGACUUACCUUCUUAAUUAGGAUUUUUAGCUUAAUUAGUUAGAAUAUAACUUGAAGGAAAUCCAUUAAAGUGCAUCAGAUCAAACAUUCGAAGUGCAGGUGCUCUUCAAUUAAAAAAGUACCUUCAAUAAAGAACAGAUGAUGCUGCCAAACUGGAAGUAUAGGCAGACCCUAAACUCAAAUAAUAAUUAUAUUAAUCGAACAACAUAUGGGAAGAAUACUUAAGGAAUUUCUUGCAUAAAGAUGAAUUAGCUAUUAGACAAAAAAGCAUCAAUCUAAUAGAUAAUUGUGUAUUCCGAUUGACAAAUCUGAUCAUCAUUGAUUUUUCAUAAAAUAAUAUUGAAAUGAUCCCAGAUCAAAUCCAAUAAUUAAGAAAUCUAAAGAAGGUUAAUUUUAAUGAGAAUAAAAUUACCUAAAUAUCGCUCUAUUUAUUCAACUUACCAGAUUUGGUCGAAUUGGAAUUAAGAUAAAAUAAAAUUCAAUUCCUACCAUCAAGAGAAUAAGUCUAUUUACCAAAUUUAAUUCAUCUUGAUCUUGGGAAAAAUUUACUAUAAAAUAUUCCUAACUUUGUACCAGAUUUAACAAGAUUAAGGAGAUUACUAUUGGCAUAUAACUAAAUAGACUCAAUUGAUAGUUUACUAUAAAAAGAAUCGAUACUAGAAGUGCUUGAUAUUAGCAAUAAUUCAAUUGAUUAAUUGAAUGAUGAAAUCUAUUUUAAAAUGCCAAAUUUAUAGCAUUUCAAUCUUUAGAAUAAUAAUAUGAGAACAUUUCCUACGAUAUUAGGUUUCAUGUCUCUGAAAACAUUACAAAUUGAUGGCAAUCCAACAAAAUUGAUUAGCAGAUAGAUAAUAGACAAAGGAACUGUUCACAUUUUAGAUUACUUGGCUAAAAAGCAUCCCUUAAAUUAGAUACCUCCUAAGAUUCAACCUAUCAUCAUAGAGGAACCAGUCAUAAAUAACUAAUCCCAAAUGUCUUAAUAAUAAUAGUCUUUAAAAUAAAGAUAAUCUAAUUAGAAUAGUAAAUCAUCUGCAUCCUCAUAGAUGCUAGUAGAAGAACCAAGAUAAUAGAGAUAAUAUGAGCAAUAAUAAAUAAUAUAGGAAUAGCCAUAACAGUAGUAAUAAAGAUAGCAAUAAUAUGUUGAUAUUGGAUAACUGAGAGUUGAAUUUCAAAAUCUUGAAGUAAAGAUCAAAUAGUUGGAAAGAGAAUUAAAUGAAAACUUUUCAUUAAAUAAGUUCCAGAUUUAAGAAAAAAGGAAAGUUUUAUAGGGUCUUAUGCUUUAAAGAUCUGCUAUAUUAUAAUAAAUUAAUAGUUUUUGA